CUUUUAGGUGCGUAGUCGCGAAAAACUAUGAAGACGCAACUCUCGCGUCGAGCGGUCCUCAGAAUCCGGGAGUCGUCCUCCAGUUCAAAAAACCAGCAAAUAAAUCCGACAUUUCUUGCAAAGUGAAAUGCGAAAAACGCGUCGCAGAGUAAUCACAUCGCAAACACAGCGAAGGCAGAUAAAUUAAGAGAAUUGAAGAAUCAAGCCAAAUCCAGUGAAGAAUCGAAUUCGAGUCGUAUCGAAUUGAAUUGAAUUGAAUCGAAUGGCAAGGAAGAAUCAGAAUCGAAAUCAGAAUCGCAAUCGGAAUAACAGUAAACACAUAACCACCAUUCAAAAGCAAUCAAAAAAGCAACCAAACAAGCAACAAACAAGCAACAAAAGUGCCAUAUGCAACCGAUAAGACUGUGUGAAUGGUCAAGUGGUCAUCAGCAUCGAAGCGCAUCUCUCUUUCCGCAUGUGUGUUAGUGAGUGAGUGAGUGUGUGAGUGCGAGAGAGUGGGAGAAAGUGAGUGAGCGAGCGAGCGAGAGAGAGAGAGAGAGAGAGAGUGAGACAGCAUCAGAAUGACGGACGCUCGGGGAAGCGGAUUCCCCGCUGCGGAAUUCGAAUGAGCCAGAUCCAAGACUAUUUAAGAUUGGAUUUGGACCCGGAUCGAUCCCCAUUCGAUAAUAUCCUGUGGUAUCCAGGAGCCAGGAUAUAGGAGCCAGGAAUCAGGAGCCAGGAACCAGGAACCGGAAGCACCUUCGACGGCCAUCUAUCCAUCAGCUGACAACUGUCAGCCGUCAGCACCUGUCAGUUGUCAGAGCAACUCUGCGUCCAGGAGGCCAGCUGUCAGCGGAAGUGAGAGCGAGACUGGGAGUGGAAGGACACCGGGGCCAGCAAAACGGGACAACAGGAGCAGCAGGAGCAGGAGCAGGAGCAGGAGCAGGCGAGGAUUGGGCAGCGCGGCGCGUAGCGUGUAGGCGGCAAAAUGCCUGGCGGACGACGUGGACUGGUUGCGCCGCAGAACACAUUCCUCGAGAACAUCAUCCGGCGCUCCAACUCGCAGCCGGACAGCUCGUUUCUUUUGGCCAACGCACAAAUCGUCGAUUUCCCGAUCGUCUACUGCAAUGAGUCCUUCUGCAAGAUCAGCGGCUACAACCGGGCCGAGGUCAUGCAGAAGUCGUGCAGGUAUGUAUGCGGCUUCAUGUAUGGCGAGCUGACAGACAAGGAGACGGUGGGACGGCUGGAGUACACGCUGGAGAACCAGCAGCAGGAUCAGUUCGAGAUUUUGCUCUACAAGAAGAACAAUUUGCAGUGUGGCUGCGCCCUCUCGCAGUUUGGCAAGGCACAAACCCAAGAAACCCCGCUAUGGCUGCUGCUACAGGUCGCCCCCAUUCGCAACGAACGCGACCUGGUGGUGCUCUUCCUGCUGACCUUCCGGGACAUCACGGCCCUCAAGCAGCCCAUCGACAGCGAGGACACCAAGGGAGUUUUAGGUCUCUCGAAGUUCGCCAAGUUGGCAAGAUCGGUGACCCGGAGUCGCCAGUUCAGCGCCCAUCUGCCCACGCUGAAGGAUCCCACGAAGCAGUCCAACUUGGCGCAUAUGAUGUCGCUGAGCGCGGAUAUCAUGCCACAGUACCGACAGGAAGCCCCCAAAACGCCGCCACACAUACUCCUGCAUUAUUGUGCAUUUAAAGCAAUUUGGGACUGGGUGAUAUUGUGUUUAACAUUUUAUACAGCCAUCAUGGUGCCAUACAAUGUAGCGUUUAAAAAUAAAACCUCAGAGGAUGUUUCCCUGCUCGUGGUCGACUCAAUAGUCGAUGUAAUAUUCUUUAUAGAUAUUGUUUUAAACUUCCAUACAACGUUCGUGGGUCCUGGCGGCGAGGUGGUCAGCGACCCGAAAGUAAUCCGGAUGAACUACCUGAAGUCGUGGUUCAUCAUCGACCUGCUGAGCUGCCUGCCGUACGACGUGUUCAACGCGUUCGAUCGGGACGAGGACGGUAUCGGUUCCCUGUUCAGUGCCCUCAAGGUCGUCCGCCUGCUGCGGCUGGGGAGGGUGGUGCGGAAGCUGGAUCGCUACUUGGAGUACGGGGCGGCCAUGCUGAUCCUGCUGCUUUGCUUCUACAUGCUGGUGGCCCACUGGCUGGCCUGCAUAUGGUACUCAAUCGGUCGCAGCGAUGCGGAUAAUGGGAUCCAGUACAGCUGGCUGUGGAAGCUGGCGAAUGUCACCCAAUCGCCGUACUCGUAUAUAUGGAGUAAUGACACUGGGCCGGAAUUGGUCAAUGGGCCGUCACGGAAAAGUAUGUACGUGACGGCCCUAUACUUCACUAUGACCUGCAUGACCUCGGUGGGCUUUGGCAAUGUCGCCGCGGAGACAGACAACGAGAAGGUGUUCACCAUCUGCAUGAUGAUCAUUGCAGCUCUGCUGUAUGCCACGAUCUUUGGCCACGUGACCACCAUCAUCCAGCAGAUGACCUCGGCCACGGCAAAGUACCACGACAUGUUGAACAACGUGCGCGAGUUCAUGAAGCUGCACGAGGUGCCGAAGGCUCUCAGUGAGCGAGUAAUGGACUAUGUCGUCUCCACCUGGGCCAUGACCAAGGGUCUGGACACCGAGAAGGUACUAAACUAUUGUCCGAAAGAUAUGAAGGCUGACAUAUGUGUUCAUCUAAAUCGCAAAGUAUUUAACGAGCAUCCUGCAUUUCGUCUGGCCUCGGAUGGUUGUCUCCGGGCACUGGCGAUGCACUUCAUGAUGUCGCACUCGGCGCCGGGGGAUCUGCUCUAUCACACCGGCGAGAGCAUCGAUAGCCUCUGCUUCAUCGUCACUGGCAGCCUGGAGGUGAUACAAGACGACGAGGUUGUGGCAAUAUUGGGCAAGGGCGACGUCUUCGGCGAUCAAUUCUGGAAGGACUCGGCCGUUGGCCAGAGCGCGGCCAAUGUGCGCGCUCUGACCUAUUGUGAUUUGCAUGCCAUCAAACGUGAUAAAUUGCUCGAAGUCCUCGAUUUCUAUUCGGCAUUUGCGAAUAGCUUUGCACGCAAUCUGGUGCUCACCUACAAUCUCAGACAUCGACUGAUUUUUCGCAAGGUGGCCGAUGUGAAGCGCGAAAAAGAAUUGGCCGAACGGCGUAAGAACGAGCCGCAAUUGCCCCAGAAUCAGGACCAUCUCGUCCGGAAGAUCUUCUCCAAAUUCCGUCGAACUCCGCAGGUCCAGGCGGGCAGUAAGGAGCUCGUCGGCGGAUCCGGCCAAAGUGAUGUCGAGAAGGGUGACGGCGAGGUGGAGCGAACUAAGAAGCUACCAGCCAAACUGACACUGACCGAGGACGCCCGGAUCCUCAGCACCGCCGCGGCGCCCUCGCCCUCGCCAUCCCCAUCGCCCUCAUCGGGUCCACCAUCUGCGCGCAGUACACGGGCCAGCAAGUGGGGACGCCUCCUGGGCAGUUCAAGCGUCGAUUCAGCUAGCGACACCAGCGCCAAGGUAGCCGUCUCGAGAAGUUUGAGCGCCCGCGAAAGCCUCCGAGAGAGCACCGCCCAAGCGCGGCAGAGUAGUACUUCGAGUAGCAAUGGUGGACAAGGCAACAAACAUUUACAAUUAAGCAAAGUUUUUCCCAAGGCGCCCAAGCUGCAGGCGAGCCAGGCGACCCUGGCCCGCCAGGACACCAUCGACGAGGGCGGCGAGGUGGACUCCUCGCCGCCGAGUCGCGACAGCCGCGUGGUCAUCGAGGGAGCAGCCGGAUCGGCGGGACCCUCAGCGCCGGUGGCCACCACUUCAUCAUCAUCUGCAGCAGCGGCGGCGGCGGCAGCGGGAGCAGGAUCUGGAGCAGGAUCGGGAUCGGGAGCCGGGGCCACGGGCACUGCUGUCGUGGCCGUUGUGGCCACCAAGGCGGAUCGCAAUCUGGCCCUGGAGCGGGAGCGCCAAAUCGAGAUGGCCAGCUCGAGGGCCACCACAUCGGACACCUACGACACCGGGCUGCGCGAGACGCCGCCCACGCUGGCGCAGCGCGAUCUCAUCGCCACCGUGCUGGACAUGAAGGUGGACGUGCGGCUGGAGCUGCAGCGCAUGCAGCAGCGCAUCGGUCGCAUCGAGGAUCUGCUGGGUGAGCUGGUCAAGCGGCUGGCACCUGGAACUGGGAGUGGUACCGCUCCGGACAACAGCAGUGGCCAGACCACGCCCGGCGACGAGAUCUGCGCGGGCUGCGGCGCGGGCGGUGGCGGCACCCCCACCACACAGGUGCCACCCACAUCUGUGGUGACCAGCCCCGUGGACACUGUGAUAACCAUUUCAUCGCCAGGAGGAUCUGGAGCGGGAGCUGGCGCUGGUGGCGCUGGCCUGCUAAAUCCGGGCGCCACAGCUGUGUCGAGCGCGGGAGGCAACGGCCUGGGGCCGCUGAUGCUCAAGAAGCGACGCUCGAAGAGCAGGAAAGCACCGGCGCCUCCUAAGCAGACACUCGCCUCGACGGCCGGCACCGCGACCGCAGCUCCCGCGGGCGUCGCCGGAUCUGGCAUGACGUCAUCGGCGCCAGCGUCAGCGGAUCAGCAGCAUCCGCAGCAGCAGCAGCCGGCGGACCAAUCGCCCACGACGCCAGGGGCGGAACUGCUGCAUCUUCGCCUGCUCGAGGAGGACUUUACGGCUGCCCAAAUGCCCACGACUCCGUCGGGUGGCGGAGGUGGUGGAGGAUCUGGGGCAGGUGCCACGCCCACAACGCCACCAUCAGCGCCCACGGCGGCGGGCAGCGGCAGCGGCACGCCCACCACUACGCCCACGGGCAGCGGUACGCGGGGCAAGAUGGAGUUCCUGUAGCCCACAAUGACGGACGCGGAGCGAGAGGAGGACUCCGGCCAGGAGCAAUAAUACAAAAUCGGAAGAGUAGGGGCCCAGCCUCGCCCACUCGCAAGCCUACGCCUACGCCUACGCUUAGUUAGUCUAUAUACUUAAGAUGCAGCUGUAACCUCAACUCAACACAAAAGCUAACUCAUGUAUCUCAAACUCUUGGAAGUCCACUACAACGUAUCUAGCCGAAUUUUUCAAAGGGGCUUUCAUGUACUGAAGUUUUGAACAAGAAUUUUAAAAGAUCCCAUUUAUAAGAAUUUCUAAAAUAUUAAGCCCAAUUUCAAUGAGUAUUUAAUGAUUUCGUAUCAGUAUUAUAAUAUAUCACAAGACCAUCUAGAGUUCUAUUGUUAUUUUUGAUUUAAAAUGAAAUUUUUGUCUUCAAAACUCCUUUCUUUAAAUUCGAUAUAUAAAUAUAAAAAAAAAAUAUUUAAUUGGUUCUUAAAGAAGCAAAUUAGAGAAGUAUGUAAACUUCUGAAAUUUUAAAAUCACAAUCUCAUCUAAUACUCAAAAUGUAACUUCAAUUUUUGGGAAAUUUCACAAUAUAUAUUUGAUACUUUAAAUAAGCCAUGGUAUUCCCCCUAAAAAUGUGUUGCUAAUGAUAUGUUCUAGUGGAGUUUUGGAUGAAAAACUUUCUUUUUCGCUACACGAAUAUCUACCUAUUGCUAACCCAAUCUUUCACACACAUACACAAACACACACACUCUGAAUGGAAGUGCUCGAUAUUCGAUACUCUUUAACCGUUACAUGAUUAUGACUAUGAUUACGAUAGUGUUAGCCAUAAUGAUAACGAUUAAGAUUAAGGCAAGCAUAUUGCUUACGAAUUUGCUACAUUUACUGCAAUUAUUUACCUUUAUAUGUAUACAUAUAUAUAUAUAUAUACAAAAGCGAACGUUGUAAAGGACACAGAUACACCCACACUCACACCACACUCACACACACACAUACAUAUAUAUAUAUAUAGCUGUAUGUAUAUAUGGAUAAUUUUGUGAUAACUGCUAAAGGAGGCAAAACCCCAGACGAAGAAAAUGCUUACAGACCGAAACAAUGCCCGUGAAUUGUACAUAGUCUAAAACUGAAACCUAACUUUAGAGAGGAUCCAACAGGGAUGCCAUGCCACAUAGACACACUCAAAUACCAAAAACCGAUGUACAUAGAAACGGAUUCAUGCAUAGAUAACAUAUAUGGAUAUAACCCGUCCUAACUAACUAACUUAACGAAACUCGGCUUGAGCACUCCGGCACUCGCACUCGCUUGGCUCCCAAUAUUCUAGGCUUAUAGACUCGAAUACCGUUAACGAAAUGGCAAAGUAAAACUCAACUCAACCAACUAGUUAACUCAGCAAACGUAAAGCUUAAGUAAAACCGAAAAGAUAUAGACAGCAGAAAUGUGGCCGCUAAACGAAACGACAAUCGACAGACCUAAGAAACCAAAAACUAAAACCAAAAAAAGUUAGAAAAAGAAACAAAAAAAAAAAGAAAUAGCAAAUCUCUAGUUAAAAGCAAAAAUCAACUAUGAUUUCUUUGGGCAUUGUAAAUAAGUGAAUUACAUUUUAGCAAAUAUGUUACGACACGCUCACCAACAAACACCUACACACAUUUUUUGUGAUAAAAAAGAAUUAGCUAAAGAAAGAAGAAUUUCAAAAGUUUAGACAAAAAAAAAAUUAACCUAGAUAUUUGUUUAUGCUGGCAUUUGAUAGGCUUGCACUUGGCAUAUAGUUUGUAGCGGAUUAGGAGGAUGAGGAUCAUCAGGAUGAUGGUAGUAGGGAACCGUGCCGAAUGCUCUUCGGAUCGCGAUAUAUAGUAUGUUUAAGUAGGAGAAGGACGAACGGAAUCCUGGACAGUUUAGAGGCAAGGUUUCAUUACGUUUAAGUCGCCAGGGACAUAGCAUCAGUUGGAGUCCACUUGAAUCUCGUUCGGUUACCGUUUUGAUUCCCUAGUUGGUAUUUGAUAAUUGCUAUUUGAUAUUUGAUCCUUACUUAUGGUACCGUACCGUAGCGUAGAGAGACGGCAGAACCGGAACCCGGCUACAAAUACAUGCGAACUGUCUUCCCUUUAUAGUUGGGGGAGUUAGGAGGGGUGGGCUUAGAUGGGGCAUCGCGGUUCUGUCCGCGAAAGUUACUUAGUUCUAGUUGUAGAUUUUUUCGAUUCCCAUUCCCAAAAGGGCGACAGCCCACUCCCGUCAUACCAAAAACCAAAUCAAAACCAAAAAGCAAUUCAAGUGGUAUUACAAUUGACUAACCAACACUCACUCACUCACUCAGUCAGUCAGUCACACUCACCCCUUAAACAUAUACGUAUUUCCAAUACUCAACAAUGAAUAAAAAGUUAAUGGAUAGCGAAGAAAUACAAUUUGUUGCAUACGUUUAGGCCUUAAGAUCUAGUUGAAAGUUUAACGAAUGUAGCGGGCUCACUGUACAUAGGUUUUUUUUAAAUAACUAUAAAUCAAAUAUACCUAAACGUAAUUAAAUAUAUAUGUAUAACUAAUUAUUAAUAAAUAAUUAGGCAGCAAACAACUGAGUAAGGAAAGCUAAGACGCACUAGGCCGGAGAAGGGAAACGAUAAGACGGAGAUUUACCGAUAGUCCUCAUAUGAAGAUACGAUAGCACUGAUACGAUACUUAUACAGCUUAGUACUCGUAUUGUUUCAGCCUAUCUCUCGCCACCUUUUCCCCCACUCUCUAUCUCUGUCUCUCACUCUUUCUCUCUCUCUCGCUUCCGCCCCCAUCCUUGGUAUUCUUUUCGGGUGCUUUAGACCCUACUACACAGAGCCUUAUAAAUAUAACCUAAAGUAACUAAACCAACUCAAGCAGCAUUCAGCAAACUAGCAACUCAGACCUAAUACUAAACCUAGAAUUAGGAUAAAAAGUGAACGAAAACGUGAAACUAAAAGUGGUGCAAUUACAAUUUAUAGAUCAAGCUGAGAGAGCAAUUUAGUCGAAAUUUAUAUUGAACAAUUUAUGGGGGUAGGAUGUGGAUACAUAUAUACAUACAUAGGCGGAGUUGCAAAUCUCAUGUAUAUACACCCAGGCAAAGAUGACAGACAACCGAAGAAGAAAACCCCUAUCUCGAAACCCAGAUAAGAAAAACUCAUACUCAUGAUGUUCUGGCCUUCGAUUUCGCCUAGAAAACGCCCGAUUCAGUCUGAUAUUUAUAAAGAUCGCCAGAUGGAAGGCUGCUGAAGGUCGGUUCGGGUCCGUCUGCUGGGAGAUUCGCUGAGAGGCGCCAAAGAAACUGAUUAAACCAUAUUAUUAUUAUAAAUAUGUACAUGUAUAUAUGUGUACCUCUAGUUACACCUAGAUUGAUAACGAGAACAACCUAUCAAAAUUAAGCUUUUAUACGCCAGAAUUUUUUUCUAAACUAAAAAAACUAAAACGAAAGUAAACUAAAGAAACACUCAAGAAUAUACACAAUUAAUGCAAGCCAGAGAAAAGAGCAAAAUUAACUCACAACACUCAAUUAACGAAUACCGUUUACAAAGCCCCAAGUGAAAUCUAAAUUAAUUUAAAUAUACAUUAUACAAAAAUAGGAAAAAGCCUUAACCAGUAAAACACGCGCCUCAUUUUCGUUAUUCCAUUUAUUACGUAAGUCCCACAGCAAUGCUAAAAAGAAAAAACAAAAAAAAAAUACUACGGCUAAACCAAACAUACUGAAGAUACUGAAAAUACCAAACCAAAAUAUUUAGCAUUAUGCUCUAGACUCUAGACGAAAAAGAACCAAAAUUUUACAACAACAAGAUGAAACAAGAACAAACGCGAUAAAGCAAUGUUAAACAUUUUCCACCAAUUUGAGAAGCAUAGUUGCUAAAAUACAAAAAAAAUACCUAAACAAAAAACAGAAACUUAUUUCGUACACGCGCCCUUUGUUUUUAAAAAUCGAAAAGCUGCCUAUUUAUAUAUUUACAUACAAAAUGAAACGAAACGAAAUGAAAUGAAAAGAAAAGAAAAGAAAGUGAAUUACCAAUUACAUAACUACAAAUUUAACAAACCACAAAAAUACUACAUUUUGCAAUUGCAACAUUCCAAGUAAAGAAAAAAUACCAAAAAUAAUACGAGCAUGUAAAAAUAGUUUGAAAUCAAUUGUGUUUUGGUUCAAAGGCGCCGAAAACUUAGAGACAUCAAGCCACGGCUUUGCUAAGCAGAUUUACAGUUAUAUACAUACACCCACAUAUAUACCGAUAUAUGUAUAUAUACAUAGGUAGUUUAUACCAUUUAAAAGCUUGCUAGGACUCGUCGUCCUUGGGCCACUGAUUAAACACCAGGAGACGAGCCGCGAAAUCGAUAACAGAAAUAGUUGUAACAUUUAUUUGAGAGUCGCUGGAUUAAUGCCUACAGUUAAUGUGUAUAGUUACUUGAUUAUUGCCGCAUUCGACCCACACUCACACACACGUAAACCAGAAUCGGAUAGGAUAUACGCCCGAAUUUCUGGGUUUAGUAGGAUUGAUCGAAAAUUGGUAGCCCAAAACUAAAAGCGCGGCAAGGCAAAGAAAAAAGUUUUCAGAACUGCAGAAAGCGCAGAACAGAAGCUAAGACACAAUAAAUGAAAAGAAACAAAGAAAAAAGAAAUACAUACAUAAAUGUUUUUAAAAAA
Molecule: messenger RNA, 9392 nt
Organism: Drosophila subpulchrella
Lineage: Eukaryota; Metazoa; Arthropoda; Insecta; Diptera; Drosophilidae
Gene: eag
Product: potassium voltage-gated channel protein eag
Exons: 19
Coding region: 968-4777 (1269 amino acids)
Biological process (GO): regulation of membrane potential; potassium ion transmembrane transport
Cellular component (GO): membrane
Molecular function (GO): voltage-gated potassium channel activity
Source: RefSeq, a predicted model, not a curated record